AUGACUUUCCCCGGGAAGGCGCUUUGGCGCGGGUUGUUCUGUUGUUGUGCUGCUGUCAUUCAGCUCUCCGGGUAAAUAAAAAAAAAACAAAAAACGGCACUCAUGGCUCCGGUUGCAGACCCAGAUAAAGACAUGGAUGUUCCGGACGGCGAUGACAGGGGCGAUGCCUGUGGUCUGGCAAUGUCUCGCUCCAGACGAGAGAAGAGGGAGAAGGUGGGCAGGAAGUCUGCGCUGGAGCAGCUCAAGAAGGCCAAAAAGGGCGAAAAGAUCAAAUAUGAGGUCGAAGAACUCACCAGUGUGUAUGAGGAGGUGGAUGAGGAGCAGUACUCCAAAAUGGUUCGAGAGAGGCAGGAGGAUGACUGGAUUAUUGACGAUGAUGGCACAGGAUAUGUUGAAGAUGGCCGAGAGAUCUUUGACGACGAUUUAGACGACGAUGUUGUAGAGAAAAAAGGAAAAGGUGGGGCAAAAGGAGGGGAGUCAAAGAAAACUCUGAAGAAAUCUGCCGUAGCAAAGCCUAACACCAUUAAGAAUCUCUUCAUGAAAAGCAACGUCAAGAGGCCUGCAGAGAAAGACGUAGAUCUCUCCAAAGAUGACCUGUUAGGAGAUAUCUUACAGGAUCUACACAAUGAGAAACCGUCUGUUCUCGCUCCCCCGCCUGUGGUCACCCUAAAGAAGAAGAAGCCAGUGGGAUCACCCAUAAACCCCUUCUCCAUUAAACCUCAGAUGCCAAAGGAGAAGCCCUUACCUACGGGGUUAAAAGCCAAGGUGAUCCGACCUCCGCCUUUGGACCCCUCUCCCCGGCCAUCAGCGCGUCCUCCUCCCUCCACAUCUGAGGUUUCUGUGGAGAAACAUUACGCAGCGACGGAGCAGCUGAAAGAAGAGCAAGAGAACGACAGUCUGGGAUUUGAAGGGGUGGAUUUUGAUGAACCAAUGGAGGUAGAGCAUGAGGAAGAGAAGCCUGUAGAUAAAAAUGAUGCCGAGCUCGGACCUAAAGGAAGGUUGGCUGCGGCUGAAAUUAAAGUGGAUCACAAAGCCGAGCCUCAGGAUCCGGUUCUCCUGCCCAACAGAGCUGGAAGCUCCUGGGGACAAGAGGAGAGUGGAGUCUGUGAAGCUCCUGCAGAGGUGCAGGUCGACCCCAGUAGGCUCCCCCUAGUGGAGGGCAUGGAUGGAGAACGGGUCUUCCGCUUCUAUUGGUUGGAUGCGUUUGAAGACCCAUACAACCAACCAGGCGUCGUGUAUCUGUUCGGGAAAGUGUGGAUCGAAUCAGCACAGUCUCAUGUUAGCUGCUGCGUUACCGUGAAGAACAUUGAAAGAACGAUGCACCUCCUUCCUCGUGAAUUUAAGACAAAUCUGAAGACUGGAGAAGUGUCGGACACGCCUGUGGGGAUGAUGGACGUCUACCAGGAGUUCAACGAGCUCUCUGAGAAGUUUAAGAUUAUGAAGUUUAAAUCUAAGAAAGUGGAGAAGAACUAUGCUUUUGAAAUUCCUGACGUGCCCAGUCAGUGCGAUUACUUGGAAGUGAGAUACUCUGCAGAGUUUCCUGCAUUGCCGGCGGACCUUAAAGGGACAACGUUUUCCCAUGUUUUUGGAACAAACACCUCCAGUCUGGAGAACUUCCUUCUCAGUAGGAAGAUUAGAGGCCCCUGCUGGUUGGACAUCAAGACACCGCAGCUGAUGAACCAGCCGGUCAGCUGGUGUAAAGUGGAGGCUCUCGCUGUGAGAAGUGACUUGGUUUCUGUGAUCAAAGAUCUGCCGCCUCCACCUCUAACUGUCAUGUCCAUCAGCCUCAAGACUAUUCAGAACCCCAAGACGCACCACAAUGAGAUCGUGUCCCUCGUCGCUCUUGUCCACUACAGCUUCCAUAUGGAGAAAGCUCCUCCUCAGCCUCCCUAUCAGACUCAUUUCUGCGUUAUCAGUAAACCAUCUGACUGCAUCUUUCCUUACGACUUCAAAGAGGCUGUGAGGAGGAAGAACGGGAAGGUGGAGAUUGCAACCUCAGAGCGGACCCUGCUCGGCUUCUUCCUGGCCAAGAUGCACAAAAUUGACCCUGAUGCGUUGGUGGGUCAUGAUAUCUUCGGUUUCGACCUAGAAGUUCUCCUGCAGAGGAUCAAUGUGUGCAAAGUCCCCCACUGGUCUAAGAUCGGACGCCUCCGGAGGGCCAAUAUGCCUAAAUUAGGGGGCCGUGGAGCUUUUGCAGAGAAGAGUGCAACAUGUGGCCGUCUGGUUUGCGACGUGGAGAUCUCAGCCAAAGAGCUGAUUCGCUGUAAAAGUUAUCAUCUGACUGAGCUCGCUGCUCAGGUGCUGAAAGUGGAGAGGGUCACAGUUCCUCAGCAGGACAUCCGAAAUCUCUACAGCGAUUCUCCUCACCUGCUGUACCUGUUGGAGUUGACGUGGACAGACGCAAAGCUGAUCCUCCAGAUCAUGUGUGAGCUGAAUGUGCUGCCCCUCGCUCUGCAGAUCACCAGCAUCGCCGGCAAUGUCCUGUCUCGUACUCUUAUGGGAGGCCGCUCUGAGAGGAACGAGUUCCUGUUGCUUCACGCCUUCCAUGACAAAAACUUUAUCGUCCCUGACAAACCGUCCUUUAAAAAGGCCCAGCUGGAGACUAUUGAAAGAGAGGAUGAUGUAGAUGCAGGAAAAGGUAAGAGGAAGAAGAAGGCGGCCUACGCUGGAGGUCUGGUGCUGGAUCCUAAAGUUGGUUUCUACGAUAAGUUUGUGCUGCUGCUCGACUUCAACAGCUUGUAUCCCUCAAUCAUCCAAGAGUUCAACAUCUGCUUCACCACUGUGCAGAGGCAGGCUCAGAGCUCCCGCAAAGCCACCGACCAGGAUGAUGAGUCAGCGGAGAUUCCAGAGAUUCCAGAUCCCAACCUGGAGAUGGGAAUCCUGCCCAAAGAAAUCAGAAAGCUGGUUGAACGGCGUAAACACGUUAAGCAGCUCAUGAAACAGCAAGACAUCAACCCGGAUCUCUACAUGCAGUAUGACAUUCGUCAGAAGGCCUUGAAGCUGACCGCUAACAGUAUGUACGGCUGUCUGGGAUUCAGCUACAGCCGCUUCUAUGCAAAGCCGCUUGCUGCUCUGGUCACCCACAAGGGAAGAGAGAUUCUGAUGCACACCAAAGACAUGGUUCAGAAGAUGAACCUGGAAGUCAUUUAUGGAGACACUGACUCAAUCAUGAUCAACACUAACAGCAAAUCAUUGGAGGAAGUCUUCAAACUUGGACAUAAGGUAAAGGCAGAGGUCAACAAGCUGUACAAACUCCUGGAGAUAGACAUCGACGGUGUUUUCAAGUCACUUUUGCUGCUGAAGAAAAAGAAGUACGCAGCCCUGGUGGUGGAGCAACAUGCCGAGGGACGAUACAGUGUGAAGCAGGAGCUCAAAGGCUUGGACAUCGUUCGCAGGGAUUGGUGCGACCUGGCCAAGGAGUGUGGCAACUAUGUGAUUGGUCAGAUCCUGUCUGACCAGAGUCGUGAUGUCAUUGUGGAGAAUAUCCAAAAACAUCUGGUGGAGGUUGGUGAGAAGGUAGCGAAUGGAGACAUACCACUUAACCAGUAUGAGAUACACAAGGCAUUGACAAAGGAUCCUCAGGACUACCCAGAUAAGAAGAGUCUCCCUCAUGUGCACGUUGCUCUGUGGAUAAACUCUCAGGGAGGUCACCGUGUCAAAGCCGGAGAUACAAUCUCAUACCUCAUUUGCAAGGACGGCUCCACGUUGGCAGCCAGUCAGAGAGCCUACGCCCUGGAGCAGCUUCAGAAGCAGGAGGGUCUCAGUGUGGACACGCAGUACUACCUGGCCCAGCAGAUCCACCCUGUAGUUUCUCGCAUCUGUGACCCUAUUGAGGGAAUUGAUAGUGUGCUCAUAGCUACAUGGUUAGGUCUGGACCCGGGUCAGUUCAGAUCCCAGCAGCAGUAUCAGAGGGAGGAGGAGGCCGACGGCACUCUGGGAGCUCCGGUCCAGCUGAACGACGAGGAGCGCUAUAAAGACUGCGAGAGGUUUACCUUCACCUGUCCCCAGUGUGGCACUGACAACAUCUACGACAACGUCUUUGAAGGAGCGGGUGAAAGAGUUGAGCCCAGUUUGAUGCGUUGCUGUCACAUCCCUUGCACGAACCGUCCCAUCGACCAUAUUGUCAACAUGAGCAACAAGCUGCUACUCGACAUCCGUCGCCACAUCAAAAAAUACUACUCUGGCUGGUUUGUGUGUGAGGACCAGGCCUGUCAGAACAGGACCAGGCGCCUGCCGAUCGCCUUCUCCAGACACGGACCCAUCUGCCCCGCCUGCACCCGGGCUACGCUCAGACCUGAGUACUCCGAGAAGGCCCUGUACAACCAGCUCUGCUUCUACAGAUACAUCUUUGACUGGGACUACGCCGUGGCCAAAGUUCUGCAGACUGACGAGAGAAACUUUGUAAAGCAACAGAACGGCGUAAAGGAGGAGUACCGGAAGCUAAAGGAAGUCCCAGACAAGGCUUUGGCCACAAGCGGUUACUCUGAGGUUAACUUGGCCAAACUCUUCCAAUCUUCCGCCUCGCUCAAGUGAAAACCAUCUGCAAGGACAACACAUUUAAGAGCCUCCGACAUUUAAAUCUGCCCUUGGUUUGUUAAUAAUGGCGUGAUUGGUGAACCUCAGAUCAUCUUUCUCCGUCCUGAUGGGCUUGUUGUAUUCCUUAAAACACCAAUCAUACCUCUCCUCUUUCCAUUUUCCUCACACACACACAUUCCCUCCUAGUCCUGACUUGACCCCGCCACCCUUACUCUGUAUGGUAAAGGGGAGUAGCAAUCAUACCUAAAUGACAGUCUAUUGUAAGUGCAGAAGCUAGCUGUGCCCAGAUGUGUGUGUGUGUAGAAAUGUCUUCUCCAUAGAGCAGCUGGUGUUCUCCGGGAGCAGCUAAUUAGCCAAUGAUAGUGACCCAGAGCCACUGAGACCACUGGAUGCCCGCAGCGAUCGGACUCUUGUUCUGAUUACCACCAUUCAUGCAGCGUGUGAGUUUUAGGAGUGUGUGUCGGAUCAGGGGAUGAAAGAAAGGGUUGAGGACGAUACGGGGAGUGAUGGGGUGAGGAAGGCCACACGCGCUGCUCCUUUGCUCUUUUGUCCCAGUAUCAAACAUCUGAUCUGCUUCUCCUUCACUACUUCUGUUUAACUCCUGCCAGUUCAUCUCUGUAAUUCUUCUCCAAUGUUCCCCAUUAUGGACAUAUUGUGUUUUAUUACGUUUUCUACGUUACUGUAGCGUUUCGCAGUGAGUGUGUCUUAUAUUGUAAUGACCAGAGUAUGGCAUAUAUUUUGAUAUUGAUGUUUUACACAAGGAAACCUCAAUAAAUAAGUAAAUCAGAA
Molecule: messenger RNA, 5325 nt
Organism: Girardinichthys multiradiatus
Lineage: Eukaryota; Metazoa; Chordata; Actinopteri; Cyprinodontiformes; Goodeidae
Gene: pola1
Product: polymerase (DNA directed), alpha 1
Exons: 37
Coding region: 103-4533 (1476 amino acids)
Biological process (GO): leading strand elongation; DNA replication; mitotic DNA replication initiation
Cellular component (GO): alpha DNA polymerase:primase complex
Molecular function (GO): purine nucleotide binding; pyrimidine nucleotide binding; DNA replication origin binding
Source: RefSeq, a predicted model, not a curated record